Eupeodes corollae is the source of this 1201-nucleotide messenger RNA. Its product is annotated as probable deoxyhypusine synthase. The record is from RefSeq and is a predicted model, not a curated record. The transcript has 3 exons. NCBI's taxonomy places the organism in Eukaryota, Metazoa, Arthropoda, Insecta, Diptera, Syrphidae. Gene Ontology annotation, molecular function: deoxyhypusine synthase activity. Gene Ontology annotation, cellular component: cytoplasm. Gene Ontology annotation, biological process: peptidyl-hypusine biosynthetic process. Bases 111 to 1196 code for a protein of 361 amino acids.
UCAAAUCCAUCGAAUUUGUUUUGAUUUGAUUUUUGUUUUAAGAAGGCACGUUGCUGUGUUCUUGCAAUAUAAUCAUUGCUUUCAGUUCAUAUUUACUGUAAAAAACAAUAAUGUCCAGUGUACCUGAUAUAGCAAAGGAAGCUGUGCUCAAGUCGAGUUCUGACAUUCCAAUCGAAUCAAGUGUUGUCCAAGGCUAUGAAUGGAACAAUGGAGUUGAUUACUCGGCUCUCCUACAGUCCUAUGUCAACACAGGCUUUCAGGCGACAAAUCUUGGUCUAGCUAUUAAGGAAAUCGAUAAAAUGCUUGACUGCAGAUUGAAGAAAGUAGAUGCCGACCAAGAAGAUAUUUAUGAGUCAGAUGAAUUCAUAAAAAGAAAACAUAACUGCACCAUUUUUCUAGGAUUCACUUCGAAUUUAGUAUCAUCUGGGAUGCGAGAAACACUCAGAUUCUUGGUGGAACAUAAAAUGGUUGAUUGCAUCGUUACAACGGCCGGCGGUGUGGAGGAAGACUUCAUUAAGUGUUUAGCUCCAACCUAUAUGGGAUCUUUUGAACUUGAGGGUAAAAAGUUGAGAGAAAAAGGAAUCAAUCGAAUUGGUAAUCUCCUAGUUCCCAAUGAUAACUAUUGUAAAUUUGAAGAUUGGCUAAUGCCUCUUCUAACCGAAAUGCUCGAGGAACAAAAAGAAAAAAACAUUGUCUGGUCACCAUCGAAGAUUAUACAACGACUUGGUGAGAGAAUAGAUGAUCCUUCGUCAAUUUACUAUUGGGCAGCGAAGAACAAAAUCCCUGUUUUUAGCCCAGCUCUGACCGAUGGAAGCCUUGGUGAUAUGAUGUAUUUCCAUUCAUUUCGUAAUCCUGGCUUAGUUGUUGAUAUUGUAUCUGAUUUGAGACGUCUUAAUACAAUGGCAGUUAAGGCCAUAAACUCGGGAAUGAUCAUUGUUGGUGGUGGAGUUAUAAAACAUCACAUUUGCAAUGCCAACUUAAUGCGGAAUGGUGCCGAUUUCUCUGUAUUCAUUAAUACGGCUUCAGAAUUUGAUGGUAGCGAUAGUGGUGCACGUCCGGAUGAAGCUGUUUCGUGGGGUAAAAUAAAAAAGGAUGCUAAUCCCGUUAAAGUUUAUGCCGAAGCCAGUUUAGUAUUUCCUCUAAUAGUGGGGGAAACUUUUGCUAAAAGACAUUUUAAAAAUAAAAACGAUGAAUGAAAUUA